Xenia sp. Carnegie-2017 is the source of this 1595-nucleotide messenger RNA. Its product is annotated as ETS domain-containing protein Elk-3-like. The record is from RefSeq and is a predicted model, not a curated record. Lineage: Eukaryota; Metazoa; Cnidaria; Anthozoa; Malacalcyonacea; Xeniidae. Gene Ontology annotation, cellular component: nucleus. Gene Ontology annotation, molecular function: sequence-specific DNA binding; DNA-binding transcription factor activity, RNA polymerase II-specific. Gene Ontology annotation, biological process: cell differentiation; regulation of transcription by RNA polymerase II. The transcript is spliced from 4 exons. Bases 415 to 1320 code for a protein of 301 amino acids.
UAACAUAUGUGCGUUGUACUGAUUGCUAGCAUUUAUCGAAGAGACUCAACAGUUGGUAACAAAAAUUGUUAAGACAUAAAUUUGCCGUUGAAAGUUUAAUAUAUUUCGAGAUCGGAAACUACGUACUUUUUAGUGUAAAGAUUAGCCACGUAUGAAACAGGAAGUAUUAUCAAAGUCGCCUUUAUAUUAUUGAGGACAUAUCACCGCUCGUCGAAUCAUUAAGAAUUAAUCACAAAUAAGAACUGUGACUCAAGGCUAAAGUGCAUGAACCACUAUUGACAAAAAGUUCCUUUGUGCAUAAAUAAAAUCGACUGACGUCAACAAUUCAGAGGCAUUAACCCAGGUCACUCCUGCUAGACGCAAGUGCCGCGCAAACAAGGAGAAAUAAAGCUGACUUUGAAAAUACUUGACAAGAUGAGUGAUACAGAAUCAACUACGAAUCGAAUCGUCAUGAAUAAGAGAUCAACGCACAAAAACUCAACACAUCUUUGGGAGUUUUUGUUAGAAUUACUGACCGACGAAGCCUGUUCGUCUUUGAUCAGCUGGACAAAGGAGGAAGAGUACGAGUUUAAGCUUAAAGAUACGGAGGAAAUCGCAAAGCGCUGGGGAAGCAGAAAACAUAGACCCAGAAUGAACUAUGAGAAAUUAAGCAGAGCUCUACGGUAUUAUUACCAAAAAAACAUCAUUAAAAAGGUAAGUGGACAGCGUUUGGUGUACAAGUUCGUUAAUCUACCGUUUGAUCAUCGUAACAAGAGGUCGAAACAAAACAAGGUUGAAUCUCGUGUGGAGACAAGUAAAACAACAGAGUCGAAGUUAUCGUCAGAUGAAAACACAACAACUGUACAUAGUGGACGGAGGCCAUCCGUUAUAAAACUAUCCGGGAAGAUUUCUCCACCUAGGGAUCAUUCUCCGAUACAAGAUAAAACCGACGAUGAAAGUCGACCAUCAAUAAAGGAAGAACCCGUAGAUGUGGUGCGCCUAAGUCCACCGGUCAGCAGUAGUAAUAGUUCGCUACAAACAAUAAGUCGCCCAGCCUAUCAUACAGUCCCAACUGAUUUAAAUGCGCAAACAGCUUUAGCACAUAAACUAUAUAGUUACUAUCAUUAUCCUACAAUGGCUUAUUACGCCAGCAGGGGUAUGCCUUUAGAUCUGUAUCGUUAUCAUCCCUAUGCUAUGAUGCAUUCGCCAUGUUGUAAUCAAAUGAACAUUCGGCCACAUUCGGUAAUAAUUCGGCCAACCGAACAGUAUCCGAUAUCGUCGUCUAUGUCACCGCCGCCUUUAAUCAAAACCGAGUGUGACGUCAUCAAAGAGACGUCAUAGCCAACAUUUACUGGUGAAAUGUUGUACCUUAACGACGAACUUUGUUCUGUAAUACUACUGUUUGGUAAAAAGUAAUUUAACUAAUUUAUUUAUAAUGAAAUAUCAAUUCGUUAUAUUUUACCCAUCAUUCAUAUAAAUGUAAAAAGAAAGACCACUCUUGCUGAACAAUGAAACGUUGUUAAACUAUUUUCUUUGAGAAUUUUUCAAUUCUUCAAAAAUGUUGUAAUUACAAUGCGUUUAGUGUUUGUAAAACAAUUUUUUUACAAUUUUAUAAA